CUCCAACACCGCCAUUUCCUCUGCUUCGCCUUCAUGCUAGCUUUGGCCAGCGUACACCGUUACGGCCCGCAUCAGUACGUAUGAUGGGUGGGUAUCUGGUGUGUCUGCUCGUCCUGGCAAGCGCCGUCGGCUCCGAGCGACCCCCGAUCACCGCAGCUGAGUCAGACGAAGAGCGUCUUGGUGAAUUCCUCACAGACAGACGCGACCAUCAGCAGGGCGGCGAUGUUGACGCAAGGGACAGCACAGGUACUGAGAGAGAGGAAUCAGCGGCAUCCGAUUGCACUCAUUUCUCCCUGUUUAUUGUUGUUCUCGCUGAUUGGUGCAGGUGUGCUCAGCCGCAGCCAGGCGCUGUGCGAAUGCGAGACAGCCAGGCUACGCGAGUCGGCGGUCCUCCAGCGCAUGGCUGCCUUGCAGGGCCUUCUUCAGAAGUCCCCCGUGUGUGGUGAAGGUGGAUACAGCUUCGCCAGCCUGUGUCUGGCUCUCUGCCAGGGGUUCGACGUGGGCGAAAAGGGCAUCACAGGCGGGGGAUGCCCACCGUACAGUGCCAACAAGUGAGUGAGCCUGCCCGCCCUCCCCAAUCAUCUGCCUGUCUGUGGUCUUGCACGUGUGUAUCUUCAGAAAUCUCGUGUUGCCACCUGCGAUUGAGCUGCGGCGCAUAUUGAGCAGCAAGAGGCCCCAUGAGGCCGCUUACCUGGGCCGCAUCAAGCCACGCGAGCCACCUAAUCCCCUCAGCCCGUUCGAUCGCAAAGCAGCCGAUCACUUGGUCCCUCCCCCGACAAAUGCAUCGGUAUGGGAGGGACUCUCGGGGCUGUCCAAUCGCUCCUAUGCUGUGAGGGGAGGGGAUGUCUAUCUGGUGGACAACGUCAUGCCCGAGGAGCUGCGCAACCUCACUACCAGCUUCUGUCGUGGUGGUGUCUGUCCUGCGGGCAGCCGGGGCGGCUCGCAGGCAGUUGACCAAGAGAACGAGAUAGCAACGAACGAGAUGGGGCCCUGCCCCGAAAGUAACAACAGGAGCUGCCACGAGCCUGAUCAUAGAAUACUCGUCCAUGACUCGAGACAAGCGCCCUUUAAUGUUGUUGGGCUCUUGGUUUCGGAUCGGAUCUGUACUGGGAGCCUCGUAAUGGAGAAAUAUGUCUUGACAAACGCACAUUGUCUGUAUACGAAGGAGGGUAAGUGACACAUCCAUACCAUACAAUUCUGCCUCAUCUUUCCGUGAAUAUUUCCUGUCUUUGUGCAUCCAGGCGGAUUCGCGAGUCUGACUUCAUUCUGCCCGGGCUUUCAUGGCGGUGAGGUAUUCGACUGCGUCCGAAUGGUGGAAUCGAGACUGGCAACUGAGUUCAUUGAAAUUGCUGACCUGUAAGUGAAGACUGUCGCCUGCCGUGUGCACGACUGAUCACGCGCACGCUCUUUUUCAUGUCUUCGUACAGUGAAACCUUUGAUACUCACUUUGACUUCGCGCUCAUUGAGCUCGAGAGGAACCCGGUGGGCUCUAAUUUCUUUGGGAUUCGCACGCUGUGCGGUGCGGUCAAAGGCGGUCUGCCGUAUAUCGGGUAUACAGACCAUCGAAUCACACACUGUGCCUUCAAUGCUUCUCUCUGAUGGCAUGAAUCCAGGUACCCGGGCGACCUUACCGUACCAUUCAAAGAGACCCAGUGGCGCAUGCCCCCGUCCAACCAGGGCCCAGGUGGCCGCAACGGCGACAUUCACUUUCCCGCAUGCAGACUCGACGGCACGCCGGCCAGAGUGGUGGAUUACUUGACACAUUGGGGCGACACAGGUGAGGAAAAUACAGCAGACGCAUACGUCACUACAUGAACGGCAUGCCGUGGUGUUGCCUAUCUGCAUCAUGCUUGUUUUUGUCAGCCCCUGGCAUGUCCGGCAGGUACGCAUGUUGCAGAAAGCGGUAUGUCUGUCUGUGCUUGCAUGUGAUGCUGCGUGUCUCUGUUUCUUCAGCGGCAUGUACGACACCGAUAAUGACGGCGGGACUUACAUCGUGGCGGUGCAUACCGCGACGAGCUCAGACCCAGCCAUCAGGGAGAAUUACGCAGUCGUCUUGACGACUGCCGUGCUGGACGUUCUUGCCGCGUGGCAUGAGCAAAUGGAAUCGUCUUGACAUGCGACUGGACAGAUAGACAGACAAUACGGUGAUCGGAGAAAGGGCCAUCGUAUGCCUAUCAUUCAUGCAAGAGGUCCGUUUGUGCGUGUCAUCAAGACUCAUGGUGCCGUUUCGCUUGGUGGCUUCAGCUGUGUGGCUUUGCCUAUUGAUGUGGCUGACGUUCUGAUGAUUGCGAGUGCGUGACGGUAUCUCUUCGCUGCGUCUGGCGACCUUCAUAUGUGUGACUGUCUCGUGUGCCUGUCUGUGUGCCUUUUCGUUUGCUUCUGCAUGGAAAAGGGUGGGAGAGAGGAGACGACGGAAAUGUGAAGAGAGGAGCAGGGUAGAGAGAGUCAUCGCAUCAAGAGCUUGGUGAAGUGCAAUUAAUGACAGCCUUCCUUUCUGCUGAAGACAAUGGAAGGGAUCGACUGACUGACUGACUGACUGACAAUUUGUCCGCCCGAAAACCCAGCACAGGUGGGGCGGACAGAGAGACAGAGAGACGAGACAUCUACCGUAGUACAAGUUAGCUCUUUGUAUGUAUGUAUGUAUAGCACUAGCAUGAGAGGGCCGGUGACCACCCGUCCUUUGCACGCAUCGCUUUGUCUCUUUCGUUGUCGUUUCUUUUCCUUUUCGUUUCUUCCCCACGAUCGUGUGUGUGCAAGUAUACACGUAUUGUUGUGUCUUUGCGAAAGGGCUCAUGUACCUGUACGAAUGGACUGCUCGAAGGAGACAGGUUAGACAGUGCGCACGUGUAGGCAGGCAUAUUUGUCGCUUGUGACGUCCAUGAAGAUUCCUUUGUGUUGGUUGUGUCUCUUGUGUGUGCGAUAAGCCUUCAUUGUAAAAAUCGCAUGUGUUUUC
Molecule: messenger RNA, 2953 nt
Organism: Vitrella brassicaformis
Lineage: Eukaryota; Vitrellaceae
Source: the annotation of a GenBank genome assembly